AUGACAGUCUCCUAUUCCGGAAAUUUUUGUCGACUUCUCUUACGAUGGAAAGGUUCAAUUUGGCGAUCUGUAUGGGUCGAAUUAGUUGCGUUUAUACUACUUUUCUACGCUGUUCGAAUAUUUUACCACUACGGUAUUCCAUUACUGGACCAAACGGGCGAGUUAGAAUACAAAAAGAAAUUUCGUAUGCUUUGCCUGGAGUUCAACGAGUACACUCGUCUUAUUCCACUCACCUUUCUUCUAGGAUUUUACGUUUCUAAUGUGGUUUCCAGAUGGUGGCGACAAUUUGAGUGCCUAAGUUGGCCGGAAGACCUCCUAUCGAUGGUGUGUAUGAUUUUUCCUCAGAAUACUGAAGACGCGAGAGAGAAGCGUCAUCAAAUCGCCAGAUAUGUCAACCUUGUUGCCGCACUAGCAUGGAGAGACAUCUCGGACAAAAUUCGCCUUCGGUUCCCUAGGGUUCGAGAUCUGAUUCACGCCGGGUUGCUGACAGAGCGCGAGUUUACGAUACUGGAAAAAAUGCAGGGUCUGGCACCUGGCAUUCGAUGGAUGGCUCCUCUUCACUGGGCACAGCAGUUAGUUUCGGUAGAGGUAGAAUCUGGCCGAGCUCCAAGUGGGUACCUUUUUACUUUUGUUAAUGAAUUGAAGCAGUACCGUACGUCGUUCCGAAAACUUUUCUGCCAUGAUUGGGUUUGUGUACCUCUUGUCUACAGUCAGGUGGCAUCGCUGGCAACAUAUUCGUUCUUUCUGUUCUGUUUAUUCGGCCGACAGCAUAUCGACGAUGAUGGUGGAUUUGAUACAGUGUUUCCAAUAUUCACAGUGGUUCAAUUUCUUUUCUAUGUUGGCUGGUUUAAGGUCGGUCAGGAUUUGCUGAGACCAUUUGGAUUAGACGAUGAUGAUAUCGAACUCAGUUAUAUACUUGAUCGUAACAUAGUUAUAUCGUUUGCUAUUGUGAACUACCUGCAGACAGAUCCUACUCCGACAUUCGAAGAGGAUUUCUAUUGGCGACAUAUGCAAGAGGGCUGUAUGACUUCAUCAACGCUGAAAUUCGGACGUAUUGACCUUUCACGAACUGCCCAUAGCCAUCCACCAAAGCUACAUACUUACGUUAGAGUACGAACAGAUGAAAACGAACAAAAUCGGAAACGCUUUACCGGAAGACGUCGACACAGGUUUGAGUUUAGUCGUUUUGCCAAAGGAGAAGCUGUAGGAUCUAUUUUUGUGUUACCUAUUUCAUCUCUGUUUACAUAA
This is a messenger RNA of Angiostrongylus costaricensis, 1248 nucleotides long. NCBI's taxonomy places the organism in Eukaryota, Metazoa, Nematoda, Chromadorea, Rhabditida, Metastrongylidae. The record is from the annotation of a GenBank genome assembly.